Messenger RNA from Pungitius pungitius (ninespine stickleback), 3307 nucleotides. RefSeq names its product alkB homolog 5, RNA demethylase (gene alkbh5). Gene Ontology annotation, biological process: mRNA export from nucleus; mRNA processing. Gene Ontology annotation, molecular function: oxidative RNA demethylase activity. The record is from RefSeq and is a predicted model, not a curated record. NCBI's taxonomy places the organism in Eukaryota, Metazoa, Chordata, Actinopteri, Perciformes, Gasterosteidae. Gene Ontology annotation, cellular component: nucleus. The coding region runs from base 613 to 1842 and encodes 409 amino acids. The transcript has 4 exons.
ACGCCCCGAACUGCAAGGUCAACACUGCGCACGCGCGGACGUGUGGCAGGUUACACGAGUUUAUUUCCAGCCUUUUUUUAGGAGGAAGGGGGGGGGUCUGUAGACGGGCUACCGGAGUGACCGUUGUCAUAGCCUUCGUUGCGAACACAACAAUGUGUUCCUUAAAAUCUCGGAGUUAACCCGAGGGGGGAAACGCCCGCGGAGCACCGCGGUUUGGGAAUCUAACGGUGACACGUGAAAUGUCGUUGCGUGGCUCGUCGGCAUUUCCAGGCGGUAACGGACAGACCAAGCCAGGCUAGUUUUAAGCUAACGGCAGCUAGCUCGUAGCCAAGCAACUCGGACAACGUUAGCUUCUCGUUAGCCUCUCCGUAUGGCCGCGCGCGUCCCGUAGUGUGUCGACGCGGUGUGUUUUGUUCGCGGCUCCCUGGCUGUGACGUUGCCGUACGCGGCUUGACAGUGUUUUCCCACCCGGGGCCGCUGUGUGCAGCUUCCAAAGGCUCGUCUCCCCCGGGGGAGCGACGCAGUGGACGUUGGCUACACGUGUGUGCUGCUUGGGCUAACAUCUAACGUUAGCUGGUCCGUUAAAACGGUGCCGAAAUGCGGCGCUGAUACAUGCUAACGGUUAGCUCGGUGGCUCACGUCGCACUUCCAACGGUCGUUGAUUUUUUUUUUUCUUCUUUUUUUUUCCACCCCACUCCGUUGGUUGACAUGGCGUCCAGCGGAUACUCUGACCUGAGGGAGAAGCUCAAAUCCAUGACUCCGCACAGAGACGAGGCGAAAAGCAAAUACGCGGACGUGGAGAGCAACGGCAGCGGAAAGGGACGCAAGCGCAAGCUCCGGGAGUCCGACGACGACGACAAUAAUAACAACAACAACAACGACUACGAGCACAGCGACGACAGCGCGGAGAGCCGGGAGCAGGAGGCCGUGCGGGUGAAGAGCAGCAUCCUGCAGGAGAGCAUCUUCACGCCGGAGGAGUGCGCCCUCAUCGAGGAGAAGAUCGACGACGUGGUUUCCAAGGGGGAGGCGGGACUGUAUCGCGAGCACACCGUCGACAGGGCGCCCCUCCGCAACAAGUACUUCUUCGGGGAGGGGUACACGUACGGGUCCCAGCUGGAGAAGCGUGGGCCGGGCCAGGAGAGGCUGUACCGCAAGGGGGAAGUGGACGACAUCCCCAACUGGGUGCACGAGUUGGUGAUCAAGCGUCUCGUGUCCAGCGGGGUGGUCCCGGAAGGGUUCGUCAACAGCGCGGUGAUCAAUGAUUAUCAACCGGGGGGCUGCAUCGUGUCACACGUGGAUCCUCAGCACAUCUUCGCGCGUCCCAUCGUCUCGGUGUCCUUCUUCAGUGACAGCGCGCUCUGCUUCGGCUGUCGCUUCCAGUUCAAACCGAUCCGCGUGUCGGAGCCGGUGUUCGUCCUGCCCGUCAGGAGAGGCAGUGUCACGGUGCUCAGUGGCUACGCUGCUGAUGACAUCACCCACUGCAUCCGCCCACAAGACAUCAAGGCCCGACGCGCUGUGAUCAUCCUCAGAAAGACCCGACCAGAUGCUCCUCGGCUCGAUUCUGACAGCGCUUUGGCUGUGGAGAGACCUGCUCCCCUGAAAGCCAAACGCUCUCAUCACCACCACCACCACCACCAUCAUCAUCAUCGUAGAGCAGAUCCUGAUGCUGCUCACAGGCCGCGGGUGCUGGAGAUGGACAAAGAGGAGAACCGACGCCCGUCGAACUCCUCCCACCACCGUCGUCACAGCAUCAGCUCCUCUGAGAACUACUGGAGACGCAGUGACGACUCCAACAAGCACCGCGAGAGUUCAGGGCGCGACGUGAAGAUGAGACGCCACUGAGGCCUCCGCUGCCACACGCGUGCACAUGCGAAUAUAUAUCUUUUAUGUAUGUCAGGAUUGUCACGCGCUUCGAUCAGCCAUCAUUCUCUCCCUCUUGUUUUAGUCUGGCGCGAAGAGGCCAGUCCUCGUUGGUUUUUGAUUUGAGCCCGGAUGCGUUUGAGUGCGUUGUUUGUUUGUUUUGGGCUGACGAAGGUUUCCUGCAAAGUCAAGAGCCUGAAGUUACUGUCUCUAGUCAGGCGUUGUUGUUAAAAUGACCUUUAAUUAAACAUCUAUUGUUUCUAUAUCCAUAGAUACUUCAAAUUGGCAUGUAUUUUUUGUAACCAAGAUGUACAGGCCACAAGAAAAGGAAAAAAAAAGAUGUAUGAAUGGAUUUGUAUAAAAGAAAACUAAUCUUACUUGUUAUAAUGUACAAUACUUUUGUAUAGUCUUUGAUUGGGGAACUUUUAUGCCGAUGGAAACAUUUGAUUUUGUUUGGCACCCGUGUUGCAGAGCCUUACCUUUUACCACGCAUCCCGAUCUUAGUUCACUUUGGCCUCCCUGCUGCUGCUGUUUCAGUUAAAACACCAGGCAGAUGUGCAGAAAUGCUUUUCUAUGUUCUUUUGUUCUUCUGUAUGACUCAUCUUGGUGGAGGAUACAAUGUGGCGCAAUCUGAAACCUGGGAAACCUAAAUUUUAGGGAGUGAUAAUAUCCCAGGCCUUGUUUCAGUUUGACGUGUCGUACCUUGUAAAGUGACGGAGGCCCUGCUUUCCCUGUUCUGUAUUAAAUCUAAUUUUUCCUCAUUUACAUGGGUGAUAUUUGGAUGAGAAGAAACAACGCGGCCCGAUAGGAAAGUCACUAUCCGCAUUGCUCUGUACAAACACCUUAUUUGUUUCUUGCUCCUAGUCGGCCAUAUUUAGCCGCUCACGGGUUGGUCGGUCUGAAGUUACACAUAAACGAAAACAAACUUCAAACUCUUUUCUAGUUAUGGUCGCAGGUUUUUCCGGAACUCUGCUCUGAGUUGUUGAGUUAUUUUUUUUUUUAUAUCCCAAAAGUAAAAGUCUGUAGGAGGUUCUUCAAACAGAACGAGCAGCACGCGAGACGGCUUCAUGGUGUCUGGUCAGGUAGAGGAACAACAACAACAACUUGGAGUGUGUCUCGUGGUGCUCGAGAGUCGGGUUUAUGUUUCAAAUGAGUUAGUAGCGAUGAACCACGGAACCACUUCCUGAAGAGUUUCUCUAAGAAUCUACGGGGUAUUUCUAAACUCUCUGCACUGUCUACUUUGUCAAAAUAACAACUAUGAUUGUUCAUAGAAAACAAAGGGAAACCCCCACAAACAAAACCCUGAAUUUGAGGAGUGUGGUUUGCAUGUUUUACAUUGAGUCGGAGGUGUGUCACGCGUUGUGGGACUCUGUCUCAAGUCCUAAUCUUGAUUGAUAGGUCAUGUUCAAGACUUCACUUAGAAUAUCAUUUCUUUAAAACAAAAUAC